GGGCGGGGUCUCAGCUCCGGAGCCUAAGGGAGUGUGACCCUCUCGCUUCUUGGCGGGAAGAACGUGAGGAGAUAGUUUCUUUUCUAAACACUAAGAAAUUUGAGGACGGUGGGGCAAAACGACUGACUCCCACUUUCCUGUGACUCUGUAGCUGGAAAACUGUCAAAAUCUGUGGAUAAAUUUUGAGACAAGAAGUAUGGCAUCCAAAAUAAAUACCAGUUUCACUUUGAUUCCCAACCAGAAACACAGACGUAGUAAUCGUCGAACCAGCUGUUACUCCAAGACCCUUGGCUCAGGCUUUCAACCCAUAUCAACAUUUGGAAAUUUUAAAGCCUUACCAUUGGAAAUAUUCCAAAUAAUUUUAGAAUAUUUGUCAGUGAAGGAUAUCAGCAUGCUAAGCAUGGUGUCUAAAGCAAUCAGCCACCAUAUUGUUAAUUAUAUAUCAACCUCAUCAGGAAGCAAAAGACUUUUACUACAGGACUUUCAUAACCUUGAGCUGCCUGGCAGGAGACAAGACUCUGCUAUGCUGGAGCACUACAGAUCUCUAGGUCUACUGUUUAAAAGAUGCACAUUGCUGCUACCCACCAAGGAAAGGCUAAAGUACAUUCACAAGAUACUCACAGAAGUUUCCUGCUUUAAAUUCAGUGGCUGUGCAGCUCCUAUGCAGUGUUUAGGAUUCACAUGUUAUGGCAUGUUUUUACAGACCUUAACAGCAGGUUGGGAUGAACUUGAGUGCCAUCGCGUUUAUAAUUUCUUAUGCGAACUGACCAAUCUCUGCCGCAAGAUGCAAAUGGUUGUCUGCAGCAAACCAGGAAGUGCCCGAAAACUGGAGUUAAGGAUCAGACUCUUCUGUAGGAAUGUCCUGCUUGAUCAUUGGACACAUCGAAGUGAUUCUGCUUUUUGGUUGACACAAAUAUUAAAACCAUGGCCAAUGGUGAACCAGGCAAGAUUACUGUACAUCAUCUUUGGGCCAGUAUCUCCUCAGGAUGGACAGGUGGUUUGGCAGAAAAUGAUAGAAGAACCUACAGAUGAAUUCAGUCUGAAAGGUUUGGCUGAUGCCAUUAAGUUAUUAUAUGACUCUGGCACUAAAGAGUGGACAGCAGAUGAUGUCAUCAGUCUUGUAGAUGAACUAUCAGUGGUUCCCCAUGAGUGGCUUCUAGAGAAUAAUGCACGUCUCCUAAUGCUAACUGGAAACAACAUCUGUCUCACUUUCAUGGCUAGUAAAGCUGUGAAUGGACGGGCCAUUGAACUGGCAAGGUUCAUAGUCUUUUUGGCUUUGGUGUGUGAGAAAGAACUAUACUGCAUGGAUUGGACAGUUAAAAUGAUGCGAAGAGUCUGUAAAGUCUUUAGCACUCCAGUGGAGAGAAAUAACUUCCUACAGAAUGUGGCAAAUGCAUUUGCAUGUGUUACAAUGGAAAUGCUGCAAUCAAUCAUGUCUGGAGACCGUGAUCAAGAUGACAGAGGCUUCUUGAAUUUGUUCCAUCUUGUACAUGCUCAGGCUAACUUCCAUAAGGAGGUUCUGUAUUUGACCAUGAAUACUCCUCUGUCUACCUAAAUACUCAGAAAGCCUUGCCUUUAGAGAACCCCAACGAACUAAUGAUUAGAGGAGUGCUGCUUUUUCACUCAAAAAAUAGCAUCCAUGGGACUUUUAUCAUCUAAGUCACCUAAGAAUUCAGAAGCUGCAUAGAAUUUUAGAAGCAACUACUUACAUCAUUAUUAAUAUAAAAAUAGCAGGCAAAAUCAAGAAUGUACUGAGAUUUCUCUGGAAAACAAGCUCUGCCUUUCCAGGUUUUGGUCAACCUAACACCAAGCCAAAGUAGAAUGUUAACUGUCCAGGAAUCUGGGACCAGCCAACCUCUAUGUGUGAAUCUCUGAAGCAAGGAAAAAUUCUAUUUUAUCAUUAGAUCCAAAUUCACUAAAUAGUAUGUAUGUUCACUUUGCUUAAGUUGUAUAGACAUAGCCCAGAAUGUUUUGUGAAGAUUUGCAAUAUGGUGUUUGGAAUGUGUAGAAUACAAAUCACAAGUUUUUACCACCUUCUUGGCAUAUGCUUACAAAGAACAUUAUAUUUUGUUCAUGUUUUACAUGAACUAAUGGAUAAUAAACAAAGUAUAUGUGUGUGUGUCUAUAUAUAUAUAUAUAUAUAUAUAUAUUUCCUUCUUUAAGAUGAAUCAUAUAAAAGGUCUAUACAUACAGGCAGGCAUAUAUUGUCUCAAUACAAUCAAAUCAUCUUUUACUGGGGAUUCAAAUAAAAUGUAGCAAACAAGAGAAAAAUAAAAUGAAAGAAAAUAGC
Molecule: messenger RNA, 2290 nt
Organism: Cebus imitator (Panamanian white-faced capuchin)
Lineage: Eukaryota; Metazoa; Chordata; Mammalia; Primates; Cebidae
Gene: FBXO47
Product: F-box protein 47
Exons: 11
Coding region: 197-1555 (452 amino acids)
Molecular function (GO): protein binding
Source: RefSeq, a predicted model, not a curated record